Equus quagga is the source of this 3711-nucleotide messenger RNA. RefSeq names its product solute carrier family 27 member 1 (gene SLC27A1). The record is from RefSeq and is a predicted model, not a curated record. Gene Ontology annotation, cellular component: plasma membrane; mitochondrial inner membrane. The coding region runs from base 453 to 2465 and encodes 670 amino acids. The transcript has 13 exons. Gene Ontology annotation, biological process: phosphatidylserine biosynthetic process; phosphatidic acid biosynthetic process; phosphatidylethanolamine biosynthetic process. NCBI's taxonomy places the organism in Eukaryota, Metazoa, Chordata, Mammalia, Perissodactyla, Equidae. Gene Ontology annotation, molecular function: fatty acid transmembrane transporter activity; long-chain fatty acid transmembrane transporter activity; long-chain fatty acid-CoA ligase activity.
GGGGCGGGGGCGGGUAGGGGCAGAAGAAGGGGAGCUUGGAGAGGGAGGGGUCCGAGACAGAGGCCCGCACGGCCAGAGCGCAGGCAGAGCAGGGCCCAGGAGUCUGCAGAACCACAUGCCCGGAGGCCCACCUGCUCGGGCUAAGUUUGGGUCCUCCGUCUUGUUCUCAUCGUCCUUGCCCGCCUUCUGCCUGAGCUUCUGGGAGCCGGCGAGGGAGCGGCCAAGACUGAGGGUCUGUGAGCGGCUUCAGACCGAAGAGGCUUUGAGGCGUGGAUUUAGGACAAGCUGGGGCAAGAAUCCAGUACGGACAGGCCCUGAGCGUGAACUGGAAUUUUCUGGUUCCCCGGGCUACGAAUCCUAGAUGCCACCGAGGGAUCGGGCUGGGAGCGCCGGGGCUGGGAGCACCGAGGAACCACUGCCGGGGACCGCGUGACGCACGUAUUUCCUAAACGAUGCGGGCGCCGGGUGCGAGCUGGGUCUCCGUGGCCUCGCUGGUGCUGUUAUGGCUGCUGGGGCUGCCGUGGACCUGGAGCGCAGCGGCGGCCCUCGGCGUCUACGUGGGCGGCGGCGGCUGGCGUUUCCUGCGCAUCGUCUGCAAGACCGCGCGGCGGGACCUCUUUGGUCUCUCCGUGCUGAUCCGCGUGCGCCUGGAGCUGCGGCGGCACCGGCGCGCCUGCCACACGGUCCCGCGCAUCUUCCAGGCAGUGGUGCAGCGGCAGCCUGAGCGCCCGGCGCUGGUGGACGCAGCCAGCGGCGCGUGCUGGACCUUUGCACAGCUGGACGCCUACUCCAACGCCGUGGCCAACCUAUUCCGCCAGCUGGGCUUUGUGCCAGGCGACGUGGUGGCCAUCUUCCUGGAGGGCAGGCCUGAGUUUGUGGGGCUGUGGCUCGGCCUGGCCAAGGCGGGCGUGGAGGCCGCGCUGCUCAAUGUGAACCUGCGGCGCGAGCCCCUGGCCUUCUGCCUGGGCACCUCGGGCGCCAAGGCCCUGGUCUUCGGAGAGGAGCUGGCAGCAGCAGUGGCCGAGGUGAGCGCACAGCUGGGGAAGAGCCUGCUCAAGUUCUGCUCUGGAGACGUGGCGCCUGAGGGCGUCUUGCCAGACACCCAGCUCCUGGAGCCGCUGCUGAGGGAGGCCUCCACCGCCCCUCUGGCACAGCCCCCCGGCAAGGGCAUGGACGAUCGACUCUUCUACAUCUACACGUCGGGGACCACGGGGCUGCCCAAGGCCGCCAUCAUCGUGCACAGCAGGUUCUACCGCAUGGCGGCCUUCAGCCACCACGCCUACAGCAUGCGGGCAGCAGACGUGCUCUACGACUGCCUGCCCCUGUACCACUCGGCAGGGAACAUCAUCGGCGUGGGCCAGUGUCUGCUGUACGGGCUCACCGUCGUCCUCCGCAAGAAGUUCUCGGCCAGCCGCUUCUGGGAUGACUGCGUCCAGUACGACUGCACGGUGGUGCAGUACAUCGGCGAGAUCUGCCGCUACCUGCUGCGGCAGCCGGUGCGCGAGGCGGAGGCCCGGCACCGCGUGCGCCUGGCCGUGGGCAAUGGGCUGCGGCCGGCCAUCUGGGAGGAGUUCGCGCAGCGCUUCGGUGUGCGCCAGAUCGGCGAGUUCUACGGGGCCACCGAGUGCAACUGCAGCAUCGCCAACAUGGACGGCAAGGUCGGCUCCUGUGGCUUCAACAGCCGCAUCCUGCCCCAUGUGUACCCCAUCCGGCUGGUGAAGGUCAAUGAGGACACCAUGGAACUCCUGCGGGAUGCCCAGGGCCUCUGCAUUCCAUGCCAGGCCGGGGAGCCUGGCCUCCUCGUGGGCCAGAUCAACCAGCAGGACCCACUGCGGCGAUUCGAUGGCUACAUCAGCGAGAGCGCCACCAGCAAGAAGAUCACCCACAGUGUCUUCCAGAAGGGCGACAGCGCCUACCUCUCAGGUGUGCAGACCCUAGGGACUGGUGUGGGGAUGGCGGGCCCCCGUCUCACUUCCCCCCUCUCCCCUCUGCCAGGUGAUGUGCUGGUGAUGGAUGAGCUGGGCUACAUGUACUUCCGGGACCGCGGUGGGGACACCUUCCGCUGGCGUGGGGAGAACGUCUCCACCACUGAAGUGGAGGGCGUACUGAGCCGCCUCCUGGGUCAAACAGAUGUGGCCGUGUAUGGGGUCGCCGUGCCAGGAGUAGAGGGCAAAGCAGGCAUGGCUGCCAUCGUGGACCCCCACGGCCAGCUGAGCCCCAACGCGCUGUACCAGGAGCUACAGAAGGUGCUGGCGCCCUACGCCCGGCCCAUCUUCCUCCGCCUCCUACCCCAAGUGGACACCACAGGCACCUUCAAGAUCCAGAAGACGCGGCUACAGCGCGAGGGCUUCGACCCCCGCCAGACCUCGGACCGCCUCUUCUUCCUGGACCUGAAGCAGGGCCACUACCUGCCCCUGGACCAGGGGGUCUACACCCACAUCUGCUCUGGCGCCUUCGCCCUCUGAUGCUUCUCCUCCACCAGCUGGACUUCUGGCCAGGUCCGGUGAGCGAGGCGUGCCUGAGCCAGACAGCCCUGCCUGGGGGCGGCCGAGCUGCACUUGGGGCCGUCCUGGGGCUGAGAAACUGGACCCGGGACCCUGGGAGGAGCCCGCAUCUCUCUGCUGCCUUCUCGCUCCUCUCCCUCAUCCCUUUGCCCUCUCAGUGCCCGCCCUGCCCGUAUUCCCUCUCCGGCGUCUGCGUGUGUCUCUCUUUUCCCUAGUUCCCGGCCUUCCUCUGUCCCCUUGUGCCCUCACCUCUUCCUCCUCCAUCUCUCCUCCUCUCUCCUCCCCCGUUCUCCUGCCAAGAACCAAGCGGACAUUUCCUGGGGCUGCAGCCUGUACAGGGCCCAGCUGCCCUUGGGGCCAUGACCGGGAGUGGGGCUCAUUGCCUCCCUCUCAGCUGUGCCUUCAUGAGCCCCACCCCAACCAGGCUGCUAGUCCCAGGACACUAGAGCCUGGUGUGAACCCCAGGUGGGCCCUCUGCCCUCCCUGCUCAACGGAGAAGUGGGUGGUCUGCAUGGCCCUUCUGGGUCCAGGACGUCUGCAGGGGACCUCCCAGUGAGCUGGAAAUCUUUCCCAGGCUGGGCCAGUUGCCUUUUGCACUUCCCAUCCCUGGUGUGGGUCUCCCCUGCUCUGCCUGCCUUUCCUGAUGCUCCAGAAGCUUCCAGAAUUGACUGUAACCACUUGGAUGUCACCCCUGCCUGGAUGUCUGAGUUCAGGUGUCUUGGAGUUCCUGCUGGAGGACCUGAAGACUGUGUGGAUGGCUGCCCACACACCACUUGCGUGUUCACCCGGCGGAGGACUCUUGGGUGUCCCCAGCCAGUGUGGCUGCUGGCGGACCCAUGGGAGUGGCAGAAGUAGGGUGGGGGAGGUCUCCUACAGGGUGGUGCUGAGAUGGCCUCUUGGGCUUCAGGGGUUCCAGCCCAUUGAAUGUCCCCACUGGCCUUGCUAGUGACAGCUCAGACCCUGUGUUGGUAGUGACAUUUCACACACCCCCGCCGGCCUUGUUGGUGGCUCCUCCCGGACACCCAUUGUUACAGCGAGCCACGCAGACUGCCCUUCUGUGUGUCCCCUGCAGCCCUGUGCGGCCCCGUGUGCAGUGGGGCCGGCCGGGAGUGCCCCUGCUGUUUCACAUGGCCUUUCCAGCACUAAGCUUUUGUUUCCUACUCGAGUAUAAGAAAUAAACCUGCAGGGCAUCAGCUGCCUGGGGGGA